AUGGCAUCAGAAGGGCCAGCCUUCCGCGGAGAAAAGGAGCGAUUGGGAAUCUACAGUAUGGAGCGAGGUCAUUUUGAAACCUCUCGAGUCUCGGACAACGAGACAUGUUUGAACGUCUUGGCCUCCUCCGCAUUUCUGAAAGGUAAGACCAAAGAGGCAAGGGAGCAAUAUCAGAUCGUCAUGGAAGAUGUUGUGGCCUCUCGGCGCUCUGUGGUCAACAUCAUCCCUGGCGAGGCUUAUCCUGGGAACUUCUCUGGCUUUGUCGUCCUCUUUGCCACAGCUGAAACUGCUGGAAGGAAUUACUUCAAGGAGGUUUGGCAAUCCAUGCGCUUUUUGAGCCUGAUUCCCCGACGGUUCUACUACACGACCUUCGCCAAUGGCGUCAUAACCUACAGCUUGUUCUUUCCCGCUGGAGUUGAGAAGCAGGUCGAACGCCUGAAGCGGUCUUUGCUCUACUCAACACUCUUGAAGGCGACUCCAAACAAUUCUGCUUUGGUCUAUGACAACGUGAUGCAAUCUCGCAUUUCUCACGAAUGUGGUUUGUACUUGCUGGCUGCAGUCAAAUUUGUUUACGACUUCUUCCCGAAGGAGCAGUAUGCACCAGAGUACAUUUCAGUGCACAAGGUGCUGGAACAUGAUCCAGCAAGCCAGCGCAAACUGGAAACCCUGUACAAGCUUUGUAUCAAGGACCUUCUGUCCACUGAACGCAUCUAUCAGCUGGUCCAGAGGUACACAGACUUAUCAAGGCUGUUCUUCGAAGACUUCUCGAAGAUCGCUCUGGGAGAAGUGGAGCCCAGGUUCAACACAGAGAUCAGUCAAGUGAUUGAUCGUACGUGUGCAGACCCGCAAGAUCGUCAAAUCCUAAAGAUGUUCCUCACCUUCAACCACAGCAUUCUUUUGACGAACUUCUUCAAGGAGCCAACUCCAGGUGCGCUCUCAUUCCGUUUGGACCCGGCCAUCGCCCUCAAAGACCGCCCAACCUCUUUGUACCCCGAGAUACCGUAUGGCAUCUAUUUGAUUUGCGGCCGCGAUUUCAUGGGCUUCCAUACUCGCUUUCGAGAUGUCUCGCGCGGCGGCAUCAGGCUUGUGCUCUCCCGAGACAAGAACACCUACGAACGAAACUUUGCUACUCUCUUUGAGGAGUGCUACAACUUGGCGUUUACGCAGCAGUACAAGAACAAGGACUGCUUGGGCAUUGAGGUAGUGGUUGAUCGAAGGUCUUUGGGGAAUUGUGUGCAGCACAUGGCAGAAGACGGUUGUUUGAGACAGAAGAUCUACAGUUUACAACGAGUACUUUGGGAGGAAGAGUAA
Messenger RNA from Durusdinium trenchii, 1311 nucleotides. Lineage: Eukaryota; Dinophyceae; Suessiales; Symbiodiniaceae. The record is from the annotation of a GenBank genome assembly.